AUGAAUCUGAUCUGACCUUGUAGUUUAACAGUAAUGGCGAGCUUGAUUCGUUUAAGCACUUUCUGCCAAAGAGGAAUAAGACCUGUGCUUCUCUGCAACACACACCUGUCUCGUGGGUUGGUUGCCUAUCAGAAGAAUCGAGAUGUUGAGCCUUUCCGAUUGACAGCAGGGAGGAUCCAUGCAGCUUCAUCACACUCCAGUGAGGCGGCCUCCAUGCACUGGACGGGUGAACGGGUGUUGAGUAUAGUUCUGUUAAGUACUCCAGCAGCAUACCUGUGUCCUGGUCCACUAGUGGAUUACUCUAUUGCUGCAGCUCUCACACUGCAUGGACACUGGGGGAUUGGUCAAGUCCUAACAGACUAUGUCUAUGGUGAUGUUAAGGUCAAGCUGGCUAAAGCUGGCGUCUUGUUGCUCUCCACAACCACGUUCUUUGGUCUCUGCUAUUUCAAUUACCAUGAUGUUGGUCUCUGCAAGGCAGUUGCCAUGCUCUGGCAAAUAUGA
This is a messenger RNA of Sinocyclocheilus rhinocerous, 501 nucleotides long. RefSeq names its product succinate dehydrogenase [ubiquinone] cytochrome b small subunit A, mitochondrial-like. The record is from RefSeq and is a predicted model, not a curated record. Gene Ontology annotation, molecular function: heme binding; ubiquinone binding. Gene Ontology annotation, cellular component: mitochondrial envelope; respiratory chain complex II (succinate dehydrogenase); membrane. Gene Ontology annotation, biological process: mitochondrial electron transport, succinate to ubiquinone; tricarboxylic acid cycle. Lineage: Eukaryota; Metazoa; Chordata; Actinopteri; Cypriniformes; Cyprinidae.